AUGCUGGCAGUGGACACAGGUAAUUUGCGAAAUUUUGGGCAGAGGGAUCCUGGACUUUUUGUUUUCGGACACCAUCUGGGCCCUUUCCACUGGGUUCGCUCGAAACUGGGUUUUGGAUAUUUGGAGUUCAGUAAUGCGCAGUCGGCGGCCGAAGCUAUUGCUGGUAUGAACAUGUUCGACUUGGGCGGGCAAUUUUUGCGUGUCGGCAAAUGUAUCACUCCGCCGGACGCACUAACAUACAUUGUUCCCACUUCGACAGUCAAUCUGCCCACUGCUGCCGCUGUUGCGGCUGCUGAAGUUACUGCUAAGAUUCAAGCGGAAGAAAUGACGGCCAAGAAAUCGCCGAUUACGUCGAUAGUCACCGGCAAAUCAUCGCCAUCUGUGAGUCCUUCUUCGAUUCUUUUUAAUAAUUUCAACGGAAAAACUGUUCUCGAAAAAACAGCAGCAAGUCGAGGAACAUACAUUGAUUGUGGGAAUAUCAACAGAGUUAGAAAGAUUGGAAAAAAGUUAGAUGUAGAGAGAGCAAAAUGA
Messenger RNA from Gongylonema pulchrum, 531 nucleotides. The record is from the annotation of a GenBank genome assembly. Lineage: Eukaryota; Metazoa; Nematoda; Chromadorea; Rhabditida; Gongylonematidae.